Molecule: messenger RNA, 1743 nt
Organism: Aspergillus melleus
Lineage: Eukaryota; Fungi; Ascomycota; Eurotiomycetes; Eurotiales; Aspergillaceae
Product: putative general amidase
Exons: 3
Coding region: 1-1743 (580 amino acids)
Source: RefSeq, a predicted model, not a curated record
AUGGCCUCGAAUACAACAUACCCACAGGUCGCUGAGCGCAAACAAUCGCAUCUUGAUGCCCAAAUUCCAGCAGAAUGGAAGCUCCCCUCAUCGAUUAUCCCCGAAGGGAUGCUCUCCAUCACGGACUCUAUUACCAAUGUGAAAGAAUAUCAAUCCGUUAACGUGAUGAACAUUCCAAGGGCUUGUGGGCUUCUUACACAUCAGGAGCUGGCCAUAACUGAGAACUACGAUAUUCGGGCUCUUCUGUCAAUAAUUGCGGAAGGGAAGCUUUCUAGCGAGGAGGUUAUUAGGGCAUUUAGUAAGAGAGCGGCUAUUUCUCACCAACUUACGCGCUGCUUGACCGAGCCGCUCUUCGACCGCGCGCUCGCCCAAGCCAAACAACUCGACCUGCACUUUCAACGAACCGGCAAACCGAUCGGCCCACUGCACGGCCUCCCUGUCUCUGUUAAGGACUCCUUUCACAUUAAAGGAGUCGAUUCGUCUCUUGGCAUUGCCGCCCUAGCGUUCCAGCCCGCCACGGAAAACUCCCCUUUCGUCGACCUCCUCGAGUCGCUAGGUGCCGUGAUCAUCGCUAAGACCAACGUACCGCAGACUUUAGGCACCCUGGACAGCUGCAAUCACCUCUUCGGACGUACCUUGAACCCACUGAACCGGAAACUCACAGCGGGAGGGAGUUCCGGUGGCGAAGGAGUGCUGGUGGCCAUGCGCGGGUCGAUGGUCGGCUUCGGCACCGAUAUUGGAGGUAGUAUCCGUAUUCCGGCCAUGUGCAAUGGGAUCUAUGGAUUCAAGCCCAGCGUAGGGAGAAUACCAUACCAAAGCCAAGACGCGGGCCAGAUGCCUGGGAAAAUGCGUGUAUCGCUGCAGGCCGUGGCAGGACCGUUGGCGCGGUCAGUCGCGGAUCUUGGAGCGGUUAUGGAGGAGAUUGUUCCUCGCGCGGAGCUCUUCGGGGAGGACUGUAUCCCUGGACAAUGGAGGGGCGAGUUCCCUGUGCAGAUGCCGGAUUUGAGACCACAGAAUGUGACGAUCGGUGUUCUGCGAUCGGAUGGGCUGGUUGAGCCGUUGCCUCCUAUCGCCAAGGUUCUGGAUGAGGUGGCUCGGGCGCUGGAUCGCACCCCUGGUGUUGAGGUGGUCGAGAUCCCAGUGCCGCCGGCUCUAGCGAAAUGUCAGACCCUGGUAGGGAGACUGAUGGGGGUUGACGGGGGCAAUCCUAUGAUGGACCUGCUGGAGAAGACAGGAGAACCGCUGAUUCCCUGGCUCCAGGGACGUACCAAGCGCGGAAAAGAACUAACCGUGACCCAAUUAGGCCAGCUUCAGGAGCAACGAUCGAUCGUGGAGCGGGAACUGCUGAAGAUGUGGACGCAAAAAGGUCGCCGUAUCGAUGCAAUUAUUCACCCCGUGGCACCACAUCCAGUUCCCGAGCUUGACCGGUACAACGCUGUCGGGUACACAUCCAGCUUUGUGCUCUUAGACUACCCGGCUGGAGUCAUUCCCGUGCGGCCAUUCAACGAAGGCGAUCUCGAGAAAGGGAAGGAGAUGAAGACCCCUGUGAUUGGGAGCUGGGAUAAAGCCAAUCGGAAGCUAUGGGACGAGAGAACCGUUGAUCGUCGGGUAUAUCUGGACUCAGCGCUGAGUGUUCAAGUCGUCACAUCGAAGCAGCGUGACUACGAACUCUUCCGAGCCAUGGAGAUCAUCGAUCGUGUGGUGCAAGCAGAAAGGAACGUUAGGCCGGCCUCGAAGCUGUAA